GCGCAUGUGCUCUUGGAAUCUCCUCUCAAAGCUGGUCUCCAUCUUUGAUACUCUUUGUGAUACCUCUGUCUGAAUACGUGUGGCCACCUCUGUCUGAACUCGCUCAGCCGUUUCUUCUCGAACUUGAGUAAGCUCAGACUGUAACUACUGGACCUAUGUUGUAAGAAUCCUGGUGGUAGAAGAGGAGGCGUCACUCAUGUCAUCCCGUCACCAAGGGAUGCCAUACUCUGCUGGAUCUUGUAAUGUAGACAUCCCUCUCAUCUGACCCUUUUUAGGAGGUCCAACCACCUCCUUUCAGAUAAGUGGAUCCCAUUCUGGCCACGAAUCCUUGUUUGGCCCAUGUUUUUCCACAUAUUUUUGGUGAGCAUCAUUUUGUUUCAAAAAUAAAAUUUUCAUUAGUUA
Rubroshorea leprosula is the source of this 402-nucleotide messenger RNA. NCBI's taxonomy places the organism in Eukaryota, Viridiplantae, Streptophyta, Magnoliopsida, Malvales, Dipterocarpaceae. The record is from the annotation of a GenBank genome assembly.